AGUGUGGAAAGAAGAAACGGCGCAAUCGAACGUGUAUCAUAGGAAGUCGCAUUAUUGCAUACGGGAAUAUAAUAAUUUUUGAGAACACUAAAAGUUUAUCGAGCGGUAUAAUUAAAUUGUGGUUGUCCAAACAUUGUAUUUUUGGAUGAUAAAAUCGGUUUAAAAAUUAUUAAUGAUUUUUAUAUAAUGAUAUCUAAGUCAAAUAAUACACAAGUGCCAACAGCAGCAAUAAAUAUUUUACAAAACACACAUACAACAACAAAUAUGGCAAGUAAUGGCGGUGCGAACAACCUCACAAAUAAUUCGAAAAUGGGUUCUCGCCGAAUAUUUACACCUCAUUUCAAGCUUCAAGUAUUAGAAUCAUAUCGAAAAGACAGCGAUUGCAAAGGUAAUCAACGGGCAACGGCCAGAAAAUAUAAUAUACAUAGGAGACAAAUUCAAAAAUGGUUACAAUGUGAAUCGAAUUUAAGAUCUUCAGUUGCAAGUAUAAAUCAUAGUGGUUUAAAACAUCAGUUUCAUAACGUUAGUCAACAACAACAUCAGCAAGUGCCGAUUAUGAUCCCAACGAAUAGUAAUAGUCAGUUUGGCUACCAUCAUUUUGAAAGUAAACCUCAGCAACUGCCCUUGGACACAGCUAGACACAGUGUCGCUACAAAUUCUACUACAGUGCCAUCAAUACCAGUUGUGGUUCCAUCAACGAAUGCAUCAACACAAGGGGUCUAUGCAGCGGCGAACUUGGCCGCGGUGGUGGCGGCCGCCGCAGCAGCGGGUGCUAUAGCUAUCGCCAGCACUUCGACUACAAACACAUCGUCACCACUAUGUCAGACUGUAGUAAGUGGCAACACUGCAGGAAUAUCGUCACCAAUUCUUCAUACUCACCACCUUCAGCCUCACCACCACCAUCAUCAUCAUCAUUACGAUACGCCAUACACUCAUGCUUCUUCAAAUAUGUCUAUACCGAUACCCGUUCUAACACAUAUUUCCCCGCAACACCAUCGGCAUUACCCAUACAACUUACCUCCGCAUACCCAUACACUGCUACAACCACAAUCUCGGGUGUCAACAAUACCGUCAUUAAUGUCGUCAACUUGUCUACCUGUGACUGUUUUGUCUUCAACUGACUUGGCUUCUUCAGGUUCGCCACAAACCAACAUAACGGCAGAGGAAGUCCUAUUCGAACGAAGUGAGGCAAUUAAUUCAAUUGAAUUGAGCGAACAUGAAACGAAAAUUGUAGUGGAUAACAUUGAAGACUGCUGUGGCCGCAAAUCUUUAAAUAAAUAUCCUCAAAGUGCAUACAUUGAAAAUGGAAAUCAAAAAGAAUAUGCAUUGCAAAACUAUAACGCGACACAAGAAUCAUCAAACACACCGUGCCUAACUGUUACGCCAAUCGAUCUAUCUAUUGGCUCUCGACGUGAGAAUGCUGAGAACAUAAAUUGUAGUUUAAGACAUUUACCAAGUACUGAUGAUGUGGCUGAAAAUAAAAACGAGAAUGUGGUCGAUUUGACUUUUAGGAAGCGGAAGGUUAUUUCGAGGAAUGAUCAACCAAACAAACACAUGAGAAAUUCGGAAAAUAAUUCUUCCACUUUAUUAACAAAAGUUAAAGAACCUAAUGAAAGUGAUGAUGAUGAUGAUGACAUCGAAGUUGAAAUGGAAAUUAAGUCACCUCCUCCGAAACCAGUAAAAUUAUUUAAACCAUAUCUCCUUGACGAAAAAGAUGAGAAAUUUGAUGAAAAUGAGGAAAUUUCAGAAAAAAAAGUUUCCGAUGAAAACGAGAGUUGUAUAUCUACACUAUAUAAAAUAGAGAGUGAUGGAAAACCAAUUAAUUUUAAUCUGUCAAAUAUUCCCGAUCAUAAUUUUCAAGUAGAGAGUACGUACUUUCAAAGAUGCAAGCCGUUAAAUCUUCCAAGUGCCUUUCAUAAGACUGCAAUGUCAGCUACAUCUCCAGUGAUUCCAUGUGCCGAAGGAUCUCCUGUUUCAGGAUAUGAGAGUUCAUCUUCAACAUAUAGUGAAUCAUCAUAUAAAGAGGAGUAUUACAGAAUAAAUGAAGAAAGAACCUGUAAUAUUGAUCUGCAAGUACAUGCAGUCUGUGAGAAUUUGACAUGCCAAGAGAAUUGCGUUCGAAAAUGGUUAAAUCAAGACACAAACUCAAACCCACCGGCAACUAAUGCUUCCAUUGUUUUGUAUGCCUAAGUUUUUUUAGAUUGUAAUUUGUAAUCAUUUACAUACAUUAUUUUGUGUAUACACAUAUGCAGCAAAUUUUAAGUAAUGAUUAUUUAAAUUAAAAAAAAAAAAACGGAAAAUCAAAAAAUCUUUAGAGAGAUUUAUAGAAGGCUGUAUAUUGUAUUUAAAAAUUAUGGCAAUAACUGUAAACAUAUAUAUAAUUAUAUAUUUAUCUUUAUAAUCCAAGUGGAUAAAAUUUAUUAGUAUCUACGGAUGUAAAUAAACACCCAAAUGGGUAGUUUUCGGUAGUUGUAAGCAAAAUGUAAAACCGUGACAUUUAAAAUGCAAUAAUUUUGAGAGUUAAUGUUUCAACAUAUCAAUAUUAAAUGAAAUAAAAUUAUUUAGGAUAUAAGUAUAUUUUUAUUUACAUACACAGGAUAUGUAUCACCGGUUUUAAAAUGUCAAUUAAAAAGUGGCUUAAGAAUUAAAGCUUUAAAUCAAAUCGAAAAUCUACAAGGAAAUUUAUGCAUGUCAUAUGUACUCAUAUAAGAUUUGUAAUUUUUUGAAAA
Bactrocera tryoni is the source of this 2729-nucleotide messenger RNA. RefSeq lists its product as uncharacterized. The transcript has a single exon. Lineage: Eukaryota; Metazoa; Arthropoda; Insecta; Diptera; Tephritidae. Bases 187 to 2190 code for a protein of 667 amino acids. The record is from RefSeq and is a predicted model, not a curated record.